This is a messenger RNA of Fukomys damarensis (Damara mole-rat), 780 nucleotides long. RefSeq names its product TLC domain-containing protein 4-like. Gene Ontology annotation, cellular component: endoplasmic reticulum; membrane. The record is from RefSeq and is a predicted model, not a curated record. Gene Ontology annotation, biological process: lipid homeostasis. The transcript has a single exon. Lineage: Eukaryota; Metazoa; Chordata; Mammalia; Rodentia; Bathyergidae.
AUGGAUACCAACACCAAACUGGUUAUCAGCACUCUUUGUAUCAGCUUUCUCACCUUUCAGUUUCUUUCCCAAUUUGGAAGUUAUUGGUUUUCUGCAAACAUUUCUUCAGGUUUUAAUAGUCUCAGCUUGGAAAAGAAGAUUGAAUGGAACUUGAGGGUAGUUUCUGCAUGCCAUUCUUUGAUGUUUGGGAUUUUGGGCCUAUAUAUUUUCUUCUUUGAUGAGGCUACUAGAGCUGAUCUACUUUGGGGCAAUUCAUCAUUUGUGAAACUGAAUAUUGCUACUGCUUCAGGCUACCUCAUUUCUGAUUUGUUGAUUCUCAUUUUCUAUGGAAAAGUGAUUGGUGACAAAUUUUUCAUAACUCAUCAUUGUGCAGCACUGUAUGCACACUGCUUUGUACUCAAAUAUCAAGUGCUGGGGUACAUUGCAAAUUUUCUACUGCUUGCAGAGCUUUCCAGACCUUUUGUGAAUUAGCGGUGGUUCUUUGAAGCUCUGAAGUAUCCAAAGUUUUCCAAAGCUAAUGUCACCAAUGGAAUUCUCGUGACCGUGGUGUUCUUCAUUGUGCAGAUUGCUAUACCUCCUUUCUAUAGCUUCUUGUAUUCCCUGUAUGAAACAGAACCCUACAUCAGGCUAAUCCAAUGUUCCUGGAUCUCUACUUGUAUUGUUUUGGAUGUGACAAAUGUCAUGUGGAUGAUCAAAAUCUCUAAAGGUUGCAUCAAAGUCAUCUCUCUCAUCAGACAGGAGAAAGCCAAUAAUAGUCUUCAAAAUGGAAAAUUUGAUUAA